Messenger RNA from Aspergillus steynii IBT 23096, 1050 nucleotides. RefSeq lists its product as uncharacterized. The record is from RefSeq and is a predicted model, not a curated record. The coding region runs from base 1 to 1050 and encodes 349 amino acids. The transcript is spliced from 3 exons. Lineage: Eukaryota; Fungi; Ascomycota; Eurotiomycetes; Eurotiales; Aspergillaceae.
AUGACUGUCACGUCUAGAGGGCGUGAGAUGAUCGCCAUCGUCUCGGUACUGGUGGGCGUCUCCUUGAUCUCGGUUAUCAUGCGUGUGAUUGCGCGGUUGAAGCGAAGAGUCAAGUUCGGUAUCGACGAUUAUCUCUGCUUUCUCUCGAUGGGGCUUCUCCUGGCAAUGUUGAUUGAACUGGUUUUAUGGGUGACAAUUGGAGGCAACGGUGCCCACAUGGACGAUCUAGAUACAAAGACUAUCAUGAACUUCUCCAAGAUCUUCCUCGCCAACCAAUUCACCUACUUCGUUCUCUGCCCCGCCAUUAAAAUCUCCAUCAUCUGCUUCUACCGCCGCAUUUUCACCAUGCGUUCCUUCCAACUGACCACUCUCGGCCUCAACAUCCUCAUCACCCUCUGGGGAACCGGCAUCUUCCUUGCCUGCGCCCUCCAAUGCCGGCCUCUGCGCGGCUACUGGGACAAGAGCGUCGACGGCCACUGUUUCGACGCCAACAAGUUCUUCAUCGUCAACCAGGUCUUUAACGUCCUAAUGGACUUCGUCAUCUUGGCCCUCCCCAUCCCCAUGAUCUGGAACCUCCAGCGUGCCUGGCAGGACAAGCUCGCGCUCAACGGCGUCUUCGCUCUCGGCGCCUUCGUCUGCUUCGCCAGUAUCUAUCGAAUCGUCGUCCUCUUCUGGAUGGAUCCCAGCGACACCACGUACACCGUCUACCAGGCCACUCUGUGGACGCACAUCGAGCCCUCUAUCGGCCUCAUCUGCUCGUGCCUCCCCAUCGCUAGAGGCUUGUUCCCGCGCUUCAAGAUACCGGGAAGCCGCAAGUACGCCACCGCGCCGUACUACAUCAACACCGACGUCAGCACCUCGCACUUUGUUGUCUCCAGCCCCAAGUCUCCUCCCUCGGACUACUUCAAGAUGGACGAUGUCUCACGCGCCACCAGUGCCACCAACGUCCCCGACGCAGAGUGCAACAAGUAUCUGGGCCCCAUGGAUAUUCAGGUGCGCACGGAUAUCGAUAUCAAGCAGGACGCGGCGUCGAUGCGAUCUCAGCGUUGA